Messenger RNA from Ostrea edulis (European flat oyster), 3401 nucleotides. RefSeq names its product heat shock 70 kDa protein 12A-like. Lineage: Eukaryota; Metazoa; Mollusca; Bivalvia; Ostreida; Ostreidae. Bases 326 to 2068 code for a protein of 580 amino acids. The record is from RefSeq and is a predicted model, not a curated record. Gene Ontology annotation, molecular function: ATP-dependent protein folding chaperone; ATP binding. The transcript has 5 exons.
AGGUCUCGAAAGACAAAACAGAAUCAUGAACGUCUCACAGAAGACAGGAGGUCUCUAAAGACAAAACAGAAUCAUGAACGUCUCAUAGAAAGCAGGAGGUCUCUAAAGACAAAACAGAAUCAUGAACGUCUCAUAGAAGAUAGGAAUUUCCUAAAGACAAAACAGAAUCAUGAACGUCUCAUAGAAGGCAGGAGGUCUCGAAAGACAAAACAGAAUCAUGAACGUCUCAUAGAAGGCAGGAGGUCUCGAAAGACAAAACAGAAUCAUGAACGUCUCAUAGAAGGCAGGAGGAUCCUAAAGACAAAACAGAGGUUUUGAUUUUAAAAUGGACACAGAGGAGACAAGUUUAAAAUAUGGAAUUCAGGUGACAGAAGUGUCACCGAACAGUAUAUGGGACAUUGUGGUGGCUUUUGAUAUUGGUACAAGCUACUCUGGAUAUGCAUACAGUGACAGGAAAGAGAUACAGACAAAAUCCAUAUCCUUGAAUGAAUGGGUAGGCAACCUGGUACCGGAUUCAAAGGCAAAAGCGCCGACAACAAUUCUCUUCUCCAACAAAAAAACAUUCCAUUCUUUUGGUUAUCAAGCAGAGGAAUUUUAUGCUGAACAGGUCCGUCAAAAGAAGGGCGAAGAUUGGUAUCGAUUCAGAAACUUCAAAAUGAUUCUGUAUCGAGAGAGGAAUGUCCACCGUCUUCUAGAGAUCAGGGAUGAUUCUGACAGAGUCUCAAUUCCAGCACUAGAUGUUUUCACAUGCGCCAUUCAAUCUCUGAAAGAUAAUUUUGAAAACGCAAUAACGUGUAGAUCUCUGAAAUACGAUGUUAAUAACAUUCUGUACGUUGUCACAGUUCCGGCUAUAUGGAAACAGUCUGCGAAACUUUUCAUGAAGGAGGCUGCAUUGAAGGCUGGGAUUCCCGAGGCCCAGCUUCUGAUUGCUUUGGAACCGGAAGCUGCGGCACUAUACUGUAAAUCUUUACCUGACCAAACACUGACAGAGACAUUCAAACCCAAAAAACGAUACAUGGUCCUGGACCUUGGCGGUGGAACUGUUGAUGUGGUUGUUCAUGAUGUUUUGGAAGACGGCGGAUUAGCAGAAGUAUACAAGGCUUCCGGUGGUGACUGGGGUGGAACGACGGUUGAUAGAGAAUUUGAGAGAUACGUUAAGGAUGUCUUCAAUAACGAUACCUGCCUACAACAGCUACGGGAAGUGGCUCCUAGAGAUGCUCUCGACAUGGAAAGGGAUUUUGAAAUGCAAAAACGACAAAUCAGCAGUAACCCUGAUGGGGAAAUUAGAUUAAAAUUACCAGGGAGAUUAAAAAUGUUUGGAAAUAUAAGAGUAGAGGACUCCGUCACGUUUGACCAUUUGUACGUAGAAAACUCACAAUUUAAGGGAUUCUUUGAAGAGGCUAAACGUAAAAUUAUAUCCUUGAUAAACGACAUAUUGUAUAAAGUCAAACGCUUGGAUCAAAUUCUUCUUGUUGGGGGAUUUUCUUGUUCCAGGUAUUUAUGCGAUCAAAUCAAGUGCCAUUCUGAUUUCUCACAUAUUAAGUUUUGCUGCCCCAAAGACCCCGGUCUAGCAGUUUUACAAGGGGCAGUUAUGUUUGGAUUUCAUCCUGAAGAAGUUAAGUUCAGAAUAUGCCGAUACACGUAUGGCAUAGGUGUUCUGCAAGAUUUUGAUGAUUCGAUUCACCCAAAGGAAAAGCGAGACAUUAUUGACGGUGAAGUUGUAUGUAAAGAUAUCUUCGAUAUUCUUGUGUACGAGGGAGAAAAAAUAAAAUACGAUGAACCAAGAUUUUCCAACUCGAAAAGCAGUCACAGACAAGCAGAUCGAAAGAAAACGCCAAUACGAAAGGAAAUAUAUGCUGGAAAGGAUAUUCUAAGGGACCGACUAACUUUUGUCACUGAUGAGGGAAUAAAAUCUAUAGGAAAAAUCACCAGCCAGCCUCCAUCGACAGGCUGGCCUGACCUGGUGGAAUUUAAGACGAAGGUUUACUUUGGACAGACGGAUAUAAAGGUAGAAGAUUUUGAUAUUACAAACAGUGUGACCAAGAAAGCUGAGUUUGAUCUGAUAUGAAAACGGUUGACUUCUAAAGAGGCUUUGAUUCCCACCAGGUUGUCCUUCUGAAGUUCAGGAAGAUUUGUGAGAGUGCUAUAGUAAGCAAUCUCUCAAUGAAAUCCACAGCUUGUAGGACUGAUGAUAACACUGCUCAUAUUCCGGACACUCACCUGUAAUCAGGAUAUCUGUAACUAUAAUUAAUGUACUAAUCAUAGAAUACCAGUAUGUUUACCCAAUGAAGCAUUUGACCCAAGCAUUUACGAAUGUUUUCAACUGUAUGCAUUUUGUAUCUUAGGAAUAUUUGGAAGUUUUGUAAUCAUUAUGUCACCUGUUUUACCGCAGUGUAUGGGUGUUCACUUCGCCUGUUCACUACCUCUGAUAGCGCUUAAUUUAAACAGUAUUUUAUUAUGAUAAAUCAUAAUAUGAUGUUUAAUUUAAACAGUAUUUCAUUAUGAUAAAUCAUAAUAUGAUGUUUAAUUUAAACAGUAUUUCAUUAUGAUAAAUCAUAAAGGGAUCGGACAGCUGGCACUGUCUAUAUAAAUGAUAACAAUUAAUGAUAUUAAGGAUGCGUGCACGCUACUAACAAAAGUCACGUGGUAAGGACACAGCAUAGUUUAGUGUCAAACAUCAGGAAUACCAUGCUUAAUCAUUCUAAAAUGAUACGUGCAGAGUUUUUACAAACUUUGCUCUCUCUCUCUCUCUCUCUCUCUCUCUCUCUCUCUCUCUCUCUCUCUCUGUUUUUUCUUUUUGCUCUUUGAAAAACAUUUUUAGAUUAUCAUCAGGCCAGUAUAUAUUGUAUUUCUAUCAAAACAUUAUAUAACAUUUAUUUUCGGUUGAACGAAGAACAUUGCUAUCUUUUUUUUUAUGAAAUCCUUUUGAAUCAAUUUUUUAAUUAAUAUGGAAAGAUCUAAGUGUCAUUAGAUUUAAAGGGUUGUUUAAACAGUAAUGGCAAUGAAUGAGGGAAUAAUUUGAAAAAAUGGAAAUAAAUUACCUGAUUUUUGUGUUUGUUGAAAUAAUGAAAAAAUAAUGAUGUUCUUGAUUAACAUAAAAAAAAUUACUGCUUUCACCUCCAUAAAGAUUUGCUAUUCAGGAUGAUUAUGUGUAAUUUGAUAUUGUUACAGUAUAUUGCUACAGAGGGCAGCAAAAGUUCUUAUAAAUACUCGAAAUAUACCAACCUCUACUAUCUUUUUAUUUCCUGUUUGAAUUGGAUGUCAUUUAAGGAUUUUUUAUGUUUAGAAAGGUCGUUUUUCUGUUCAAAGAUUUAAGCAAUGAUGUGCCAAGUUACCUCAAUGUUCUCCUAUGUACAGAAAUGUCAUUUUUUUUUCAUAUAAUAUAUAUACACAUACACACA